GGCUACGAUGGCUCGCUAAGGGGAGGUUUGCAGGUUUGCAGGUUUGCAGUUGCAAUGCAAGUCCUGCUCUCUGGCGUUGCGUGAGUGCGGCUGCAGUUGCAGUUGCGGCAGGGCAUGAACACAAUAGCACUUUAAUUGCUAGUGAGCCACAGCACCUGGGAUUCAAAGAAAACCUUCUCCUAUACAGGAGGAAAUAUAAGCACCGUGACUAGCAGAUCCGAUAGCCUUAAACUCCCUGAAUUCAUCUAAUCCUCUUUUGGAGACAUCUAAGUAGCUGCUGUGUUGCAGGAUAUUGGCUCAGCAUUUGUGAUGAAAUGGACUGGGAACAGCUUGACAUGAACCCCAGAGUGAUUGCAGCAAUUAAGAAAGCAAAAAUCAAAUCUAUCCAAGAGAUUAUGAACCUUUCAGGAGCAGAUUUGCAAAGGCUGACAAAUCUGUCCCGUACGGAUGUACAGUACCUGCUAAGGGCCAUUUCUGGUGCAUUAAGGAAAAACUCUGUGCUUACAGCUCUUCAGCUAUUCCAGGACAGAAACCACAACACUUCCCAACACCAGAAGCUAAGUCUGGGCUGCCCGAUUCUGGACAGCUUGCUACAAGGCGGCAUUCCCCUUGCAGGAAUCACCGAAAUUGCUGGCGAAAGUUCUGCUGGGAAGACCCAGAUUGGUUUGCAACUGAGCCUUUCUGUGCAAUAUCCGUACAAAUACGGUGGACUGGAAUCUGGUGCUGUUUACAUUUGUACAGAAGACGUUUUCCCAAAUAAGCGCUUGCAGCAACUGAUUGAGCAGCAACCCAAAGCGAGGGCUAACAUUUCGCCCGAUGUGGUGCAGAAAAUAAAAUUUGGAAGUGGUAUUUUUGUUGAGCAUGCCGCAGACCUGGAGACUUUCCACGAGUGUAUUACUAAGAGGAUUAACUUGCUGGUCUCAAGGGGCAUGGUUCGCCUGGUUGUGAUCGAUUCCAUCGCUGCCUUAUUCAGAUGUGAGUUCGCCGCCAAGGAUUCCAUCCUGAAAGCCAAAUAUUUGCAGAUAUUUGGAGCCAAACUUCACAAGCUAAGCAGCAAGUUCCGAGUCCCAGUGGUAUGCAUUAAUCAGGUAACUGACACAAUGGAUGAGAAAGGAGGUGCUGCUCAGAGUAGUCCUGGAUGCGCCACCAAGAGAGUAGUUCCGGCACUUGGAAUAACUUGGUCCAAUCAGCUGUUGAUGCGGCUGAUGGCAAGCCGGAGGACAGACCAACCGCUGGCUGCCAAUGAUACGCCACACCAGGGCAGAAGUGCGCUGCGGACGUUAAGGGUGGUUUUUGCUCCUCACCUGCCCCCGUCUUUUUGCUACUAUGCAGUCAACUUGGAAGGUGUAAAAGGAAUAAAGGAGACGCCACCGAAUUUAUGAAGAAAACUGUGAAGCUUCUUGUGUGCUGCAGAUUUAUUCAUGCUACAGUACAAUGGAAUUUAGCUGCUGUAGUAAAAUCGGCAGCUUACCAUGGUUGCAUCCAGACUGCAUCCUUGGUUAAGCUGGGAAAUGCAAACAAAACUAAUUUUGGGAGGGAGUAAUUUUUACUUUUAAAACUUUUAAAAGGGAGUAAUUUUUGGACAAGACCAGCCCAGUUUUAAAGCAAUUGCAGAGUCAAGCAUCUAACAAAUAGCCUAAGUAUUAUCUGAAUCCUCUGGAGGGUUAACUUGUUAAAAUUUGUCGAGGCAAACACUGAGUAAGUAUCUUAUAUUUAUUGGUCCUAGGGUAAGACUAUCCUUU
Molecule: messenger RNA, 1742 nt
Organism: Podarcis muralis (Common wall lizard)
Lineage: Eukaryota; Metazoa; Chordata; Lepidosauria; Squamata; Lacertidae
Source: RefSeq, a predicted model, not a curated record